Nymphaea colorata (pocket water lily) is the source of this 2708-nucleotide messenger RNA. RefSeq names its product pyrophosphate-energized vacuolar membrane proton pump-like. The coding region runs from base 100 to 2403 and encodes 767 amino acids. The transcript has 8 exons. NCBI's taxonomy places the organism in Eukaryota, Viridiplantae, Streptophyta, Magnoliopsida, Nymphaeales, Nymphaeaceae. Gene Ontology annotation, cellular component: membrane. Gene Ontology annotation, molecular function: diphosphate hydrolysis-driven proton transmembrane transporter activity; inorganic diphosphate phosphatase activity. The record is from RefSeq and is a predicted model, not a curated record. Gene Ontology annotation, biological process: proton transmembrane transport.
GGUCUCUUGUUUGAGGGUGAGGAAGAAGCGGAAUCCGGCGAGGGAGGGAAGGAGGUGGUGGUGGUGUUUGAGUGGCAGAGUGGAGGGAGAGGGGGCAAGAUGGGAGGGGCUAUUCUUUCGGAAACGGUGACGGAGGUGCUGAUACCGGUAGCGUCGGUGGUGGGGAUAGCCUACGCGCUGCUGCAGUGGUUUCUGGUGUCAAGGGUGAAGCUGUCGCCGGAGCAGCUGCCCACCUCCUCCAACAACUCUUCCAAGAAGAACGGGUUGUCCGAGUACUUGGUGGAGGAGGAGGAAGGCCUCAGUGAUCAUAAUGUCGUCAGCAAGUGCGCGGAGAUUCAGAACGCCAUCUCUGAAGGCGCCACUUCGUUCCUCUUCACUGAAUAUCGAUACGUGGGGAUUUUCAUGGUUGCCUUUGCUGUGCUGAUCUUUCUGUUCCUCGGUUCUGUGGAGGGAUUCAGUACUAAAAGUAGACCAUGUACCUACAGCAAGGACAAAAUGUGCAAACCUGCCCUUGCCAAUGCAAUUUUCAGCACUGUAUCCUUCUUGCUAGGUGCAUUCACCUCCGUGGUGUCUGGAUUCCUUGGGAUGAAAAUAGCAACAUAUGCAAAUGCUCGGACAACUCUUGAAGCAAGGAAAGGUGUUGGAAAAGCUUUUAUUGUUGCAUUCAGGUCUGGUGCAGUUAUGGGAUUUCUUCUUGCUGCAAACGGUCUUCUUGUUCUCUAUAUUGCCAUCAACCUCUUCAAGAUAUAUUAUGGUGAUGACUGGGAAGGACUUUUCGAGUCAAUCACUGGCUACGGUCUUGGUGGUUCUUCUAUGGCUCUCUUUGGAAGAGUUGGUGGAGGCAUUUAUACUAAAGCUGCAGAUGUGGGUGCAGAUCUUGUAGGAAAGGUUGAGAGGAACAUCCCUGAGGAUGAUCCACGUAAUCCAGCUGUAAUUGCUGAUAAUGUUGGUGACAAUGUUGGAGAUAUUGCAGGAAUGGGAUCUGAUCUUUUUGGUUCAUACGCAGAGUCUACAUGUGCGGCACUUGUUGUGGGCUCUAUUUCUUCAUUCGGAAUCAACCACCAGUUCACCCCUAUGUGUUUCCCCUUGCUUGUGAGUUCUGGGGGUAUUAUAGUGUGCUUGGUAACCACACUCUUUGCAACUGACUUCUUUGAGAUUAAGGCGGUGAAGGAAAUUGAACCGGCAUUGAAGAAGCAGCUUAUCAUCUCCACAGUGCUAAUGACUGCUGGAGUUGCCAUUAUUUGCUGGCUUGCUCUCCCACCAUCCUUCACAAUUUUCAACUUUGGAUCUCAGAAGACCGUAAAGAACUGGCAACUCUUUUUCUGUGUGGCGGUUGGUUUGUGGUCUGGUCUUAUCAUUGGAUUUGUGACUGAAUUCUUUACAAGCAAUGCAUAUGGCCCCGUCCAGGAUGUUGCAGAUGCUUGCAGGACUGGUGCUGCGACCAAUGUUAUUUUUGGCCUUGCGUUGGGAUACAAGUCGGUCAUUAUUCCAAUUUUUGCUAUUGCUGUGAGCAUCUAUGUGAGUUUCAGUCUUGCUGCUAUGUACGGCAUUGCUAUGGCUGCCCUUGGAAUGCUGAGCACAAUUGCUACUGGGUUGGCAAUUGAUGCUUAUGGUCCAGUUAGCGACAAUGCUGGCGGUAUCGCAGAGAUGGCUGGAAUGAGCCAUAGGAUUCGUGAGAGAACUGAUGCUCUUGAUGCUGCUGGAAACACCACAGCUGCAAUUGGCAAGGGUUUUGCAAUUGGAUCGGCUGCUUUGGUCUCGUUGGCACUUUUUGGAGCAUUUGUUAGCCGUGCUGGAAUUGCUUUAGUUGAUGUGUUGUCCCCAAAAGUUUUCAUUGGGUUGAUCGUGGGUGCAAUGCUUCCUUACUGGUUCUCUGCUAUGACAAUGAAGAGCGUGGGCAGUGCAGCUCUCAAGAUGGUGGAGGAAGUCCGGCGACAGUUCAAUACAAUUCCAGGUCUCAUGGAAGGCCUUGCAAAACCAGACUAUGCCAACUGUGUGAAGAUAUCGACUGAUGCGUCAAUCCGGGAGAUGAUUCCGCCUGGCGCUCUCGUCAUGCUCACUCCCCUCAUCGCCGGGACCUUCUUUGGCGUUCAAACUCUGUCUGGAGUUUUGGCUGGCGCCCUUGUCUCUGGAGUACAAAUCGCUAUAUCAGCAUCAAAUACUGGCGGUGCAUGGGACAAUGCCAAGAAAUAUAUUGAGGCCGGUGUUACAGAGCACGCGAGGUCCCUUGGUCCUAAAGGAUCAGAUCCGCACAAGGCAGCCGUGAUAGGUGACACCAUCGGAGAUCCUUUGAAGGACACGUCUGGUCCAUCGCUCAACAUCUUGAUCAAGUUGAUGGCAGUCGAAUCGCUUGUGUUCGCGCCAUUCUUCGCCACUCAUGGAGGCAUCCUGUUCAAGAUCUAGACACCGGCAGGGAGAGAAUGGUGGUCGACGGUUGCUCCUUCUCCAGUGCCUCUAGUCUUCUUCUCUUCCUAGUCGUAGUUUUCUCCUCUUAUUUUCCCUUUCCUUGUCCCAGGCACUCGGUUAUCAUCUACAUGGUUGAGCGUUUUGGUUCUUCUCCUUUCUGUUUGAGAAAAGAGAGACUAGUCUAGUUUUCUGUUACCAUCCUUUCUCCUAUAAUUUUGGCUUUUGCCAUUAUCCUUUUUCUUUAUAUCAUGAGUGUAAGAAUCGUCGAUUUUCUUGGGCAAUAUAAAGAACCGACUUUUUGA